This is a messenger RNA of Epinephelus fuscoguttatus (brown-marbled grouper), 3405 nucleotides long. RefSeq names its product notch receptor, like (gene notchl). Lineage: Eukaryota; Metazoa; Chordata; Actinopteri; Perciformes; Serranidae. Gene Ontology annotation, cellular component: membrane. The record is from RefSeq and is a predicted model, not a curated record. Gene Ontology annotation, molecular function: protein binding. Gene Ontology annotation, biological process: Notch signaling pathway; multicellular organism development; cell differentiation. Bases 249 to 2627 code for a protein of 792 amino acids. The transcript has 11 exons.
AAAAAAAAAACUGAGCGAGUGAACAAAGUAAGCUGGGUGGUGUUGGUAGCAGCGGCAGCGGUGAUGGUGUUGGGUAACUUCACUCAGAGUUAGCUGUUCAUUGUGAACAGCAGGACGACAGCUACAGAUUAACAGCAGUGGUAAACGCAGUGGAGAUCAGGAGGUUUACCAAACAGCUGGACUGGACCGCUGGAUCCCUCUGAGCAGGGAAGAAAAGGCUCACAGCCAGCGACCUGAACGAGCUGAAGAUGUUGGCUCUGAGGACGUUUGUUGUGCUAGGACUGAGCUGGACAUGUCGGGCGGCGCCUGGUGAUCCGUGGGGUCAAUGUCCAGUCAGCAGAAAGUGUAAGGACAAGUUUGGAGACAAUUCAUGUAACAGCGAGUGUAUGGAGCCUGAGUGCCUCAGAGACGGCUUCGACUGCCUGACGGACUGGACCUACUGCAAUCCGGGCCACAUCCAGUACUGCCGUGACCACUACGCCAACUCCCACUGCGAGCAGGGAUGCGACAGCGCCCUCUGUGGAUGGGACGGCAGCGACUGCUUCACACAGCAGAGCCCCCGGUGGGCCAAAGGCACUCUGGUCCUUCACGCCAACAUCCCACAACAACGUGGCACCUUCUCCAACAGCUCCCUGCUCUGGGCACUCAGCGCUCUCCUCCAGUCGCCACUCAAACUGAGAGGGUCCGCUCCCCUCGCCACUAACAGGAACUUGUUUGACUUCGACCCUCAGCAGCUCGCCAACCUGCUGGCUCAGGCAUCUGCGGCUGACUCAAAUGGCUCCCUCCUUUUCCUCCAAGUGGACAACAGGCCGUGUUUGCGUCUACCCUCUACCUGUUUCCCCUAUGCCACAGAGGCAGCCAGUUUCCUGCGUGCUGUAAUGAUGCUAAAGCCUCGCCGGUUCCCCACCUUCCCUGAGCUGAAAGCCGUCAUCAGCAUUAGAGGUGUCCGAGAGGAAAUAGGAAGCAGAGAGGAGGAAACGGGGAAAGAGGAAAUCAAAGAUCCGACCCCUGCAUGGCUGUGGGCCGUGGUUGCCGUAGCGAUUGGCCUGCUGCUGGUGCUGGCCCUGGUGGUGUUCCUGGUGGUGAGGAGGGUGAGGCAGCAGCGGGCGGAGAGGGAUGGUGGUAGCAGGGUGAGACACCGCUCCACGGUCACGGACAUUGACCCCAAAUCCAAGGUUCUGACCCCACACAUAGCCCACCAGGAGCAGAGGGUUCGAUCCAGCAGAGAGAAAGACAAGAUCAGCCUGAGGAAAAAGAAGAAAGCGAAGGAAGCAGAGAAAAAGAGGAGGCGGGAGCCGCUGGGGGAGGACGCUAUUCGAAUGCGACCUCUCAAAAGGGACCAGGAUAUAGGAAGUGACACAGACUUUACCCAGAGUUCAAUGGAAGACAUCAAUGCAAGAUGCUCCAGGCGGCAGGAGGACGCCUCCAUCUGUGACCACAGGAGCCAGGAGCAGAAGCACUACCGGGCAGGAACCUCACAGCCCCGCAGACCUAUACAACCUCCACCUAGAGGAUGGGAGAGAAACGCCAUGCCUCCUCCUCUGCUCAGCCCUCCUCAACAGUCGGCAGAGUGGUGCGGCCCAGAUGGGUCUGUGGUUCUGAUCCGAGCUGUGCGUAGCGGGCUUGACAGAGUGGUCUUGGAGCUGCUGCGAGCAGGAGUGCCAGUCAACAACACUGAUCACACCGGGAGAUCAGCCCUGCACUGGGCAAGCUCAGUAAACCACCUCUCCCUUACAAGGACCCUCAUUCGCUAUGGUGCCGCUGUCGACCUGCAAGACAACAAGGGCGAGACGCCGCUCUUCCUCUCCGCCAUCCAUGGCUGCUAUGACACAGCCAGACUUCUCCUCCUUCAUGGUGCCAACCUUGAGCUGCACGAUCGCAGAGGACGUCGUCCAGUAGACGUGGCCAGAGAGGGCAUGCAUCACCAGGUCCUGGAGCUCUUAUUGGCUCACCAAAUCCAGAGAGGGCCAGUUCCCGUCGACUCGACCAAUGACAUGCUGUGGGAGGAGCGCGCUCUGAUGUACUCGCCGUGGGUUGGAUCACAAGGCCUCCCUGGAAGAAGUGCCUCCUUCUCUGGGAUCGUAGGGCAUCGAGAUAUGACCCCACCUCCACAAAAUGAUUGGUCGAUGAGCCGAGUGCAGUACCCCUCCCCUCAGAACUGGCGACCACAGCUCAACCAAUCAGCAACAGCGCUGGUCCCUCCGAGAAUCAUGGGCCGCUCCCCUCGGCCGAUCAGCACCUUACAGGAAGUGACCUCAGAAGACGAGGAUCGCGAUAGGCAUCAGGAAGUCCCCAGGGCCGCAACACCUCACUUCCUGUCGCCCCAGCCUGCCCCUCGACAGCGUUCCUUCUCCUGCACCCAACAUGCAUUGCAGCGUCGCUCCAGUGCCCAUCAGCCAGAGCCCAAUUAUAUUAUUGUGACAGACAGAACAGCCAAUGAGCCCAUAGAAAGAGUGGUUGUUUCACCUCCCACAGAUGCUGCCACCCAAUCAGAUCGCCCGCCAGUUGUAAAUGGUGACACUCCCAGUAGAGCAGAACAAGCAGCGGUGAGUUCAACAAAUCCAGAGCCGAAAUCCAGAGGUGAGAGGUUAAACAACACCCAUGACUCCACACAAACAGCCUUGUAAAGAACAGAAACAACUAAACUUCAGCUGCCUUUCCAUUCAGCCCAUAAGAGUAGCAACGAAGAACACGAGACGAUAACGACUUACAGUGAAGCAAGACUGACAGAGAGACACUUGAUGUUUAAUUUGGCAUUAGGUGUAUUUUGCUGUUAAGCCCAGUGCAAACCAGAGGACUUACAAUGACGCCCAAAACUGGAGGGACUCCAGCCAGGAUUUACUGUAAUUUUAGGAUCUUAGUUAUAAUUCAACAUGCAGCUGUUGGGUGUCACCUGACAGAUUUGCUUGUUAAAUUACUUAUUUGUUAUAUUUUAAAUACACAGCAGCACUUCCCAAAUCACCUCCCCAGUUUUUACUCAGCCUUGCCUAAAUUAUUAUUUUUUAUUUUUUAAACAUUUUUUUAUUUUAUUUUUUACGAGGGAGGGGGAUAUUGUUUCUUGUAAAUUUUCUGUGACGUGACAAAGUCAAAUAAAACAUCAUGUCUGAGAUGAAAGUGAUAAAUGAAAUGUGGUGAAUAUCACAAUCAAGCUGAAACUGCAACAGCUUGUGAACCUCGUUGCCAAAUAUUGUACAGUUUUCACUGUCUUGACACCUAACAGGUUGUAUUCUGAUUAUUGUGGAAGUAAUCAGAGAAAUUAUUAAUAGUCCAGUGUGUAGGAUUUAGGGGGACAAAUUGGCAGAAAUGGAAUAUAAUGUAAAACUAUGUAAUAUAAUGUAAUGAAAAAUGUCAAAGUAUACCAUGUCGUCCAAAAUCAUGAAAAAACGUCAAGUAUACCAUGUCGUC